AGGUUCAGGAGGUUGUUCUUUUCCUGUUGACGUCAGGGGCUAUGUGAGCACUGUCCUGGUGCCAGGAACUGUUGGGGAGUAAAGUAUAGAGGAAAGGAGGAAACCUGAGGUACUGAGAGAUUGCAACUAUAGAGUAGGAAUCAUAUUGGAUAGAUACUUAAUCGUUUAGCUAUGGCUACAAAAACAGAGCAGUAACGUUUGCUGACAUGUCGGCAGAGCGGUAGCUAGCUGGUCCUGGUUUAGCUCAUCGAAGUUUUGGCUGAAGAAGUUAAAAGCUAAAGCGGUUCGGCUAGCCAUUAACGUUAUCACCGGGCUGUCUUCUACCACUGACAAAGCCCUACAGAACAAAGACAGAAAACAUGGUGUCCUGGAUGAUUUCGAGAAGCGUUGUGCUGUUCUUUGGGACUCUGUAUCCUGCAUACUACUCCUACAAAGCUGUAAAGACAAAAAAUGUUAAGGAAUAUGUGCGAUGGAUGAUGUACUGGAUUGUGUUUGCCCUCUACACUGUGGUGGAGACCAUCACCGACCUAACACUAACAUGGUUUCCUCUGUACUACGAGCUGAAGAUAGCCUUUGUGAUCUGGCUGCUGUCCCCCUACACCAGAGGAGCAAGUCUCAUUUACAGGAAGUGUCUGCACCCUCUGCUGUCCUCCAGAGAGAGGGAAAUCGAUGAGUAUAUUGUGCAGGCCAAAGAGAGGAGCUAUGAGACGAUGGUCAACUUUGGCAAGCAGGGCCUGAGCAUCGCAGCCACCGCCGCUGUCUCUGCAGCUGUCAAGGGUCAGGGUGCCAUCACAGAGAAGCUACGUAGCCUGAGUAUGCACGACCUCACACAGAUAAGCCGCCAGCAGGAUGAGAGUGGGGACCAGCUCUACCAGUACAGCUCCCACUCUGCCAACCCCGCCAUCAGGAGGUCUCAGAGCACUGACGCUGCCGACGGAGAUGACUACUUUUAUGACCAGGAGGAGAGGACUGAUGAAGAGACUGAGCCAACCUUCUCUGAAGACGAGGCAGUGAGUCAGAAAGGACUGAGACGAUCACAGAGUGUCAAGAUCACACGAUCCAGAGUCCGCAAAGAUGCUCGUUAUGGAUCCCUGAAGAUUAAAGGGAAGAAGAGACCACUACUGAGCUCUGUGAACUAUGCAACAUGAAAAGAAUACUUCACACACACACACACACACACGGUGGAUGGUCUCGUCACUAUGCUGAACUCGUAUCUAUUUGAUGAUGAGCUUUCUUCUGACAUAUUUAUUUCUUAACUCUUGGAGAACCUCCUCUGAGAACUUCGAUGUUUAUCUUUGGGUGGAUGGCGUAUAUUCGUGCAACUUAUGUUUCUUUCAUCUGUUGUUCAUCAGAAUUGUAGUUUUUAUGCGUGAUAUUUUAUAUAUGUAGUCUUUAUGAUUUUAGAAUAUUUUCGUUCUUUUCAUACAAGUUUUGUGGAGCCGCUAUCUAGUCAUUAAUUGCUUAACUAAUGGUUAAAUAAUUUACUAAUGCUUUAUAGCAUUGUUAUAAGCCAUUGAUAAGAACAACUUUGGGUUAUUGGGGUGUGAAUCCUUCCGAUUCCGAGAUUCUUCAACCCUUAUUAAUGCAAAAAGAGACGGAACAACCACAGACAAAAAUAACUAAACCAAAACAAUUGCCACUAAAUGACCUCAAAGAGGCACGCGCACACAGAGAGGCUAAAAACGACAGUUUGUGUGUCUUGCUCCUAUCCAGUAGCUGGUGAUGAAAGUGAAUAUUGGACUUUUUUAACUGCAAACAUGACAGAGAUAAAGAGAGUUUUAACAACAUAACACUUGAACAUGUAUAUUAAUGGCUUUUGAAAGAUUACUUAGAUUAAGAUUAAAACGUUGCUUCUGAUGCCUUUCAGGUAUUUCAUCAAUGAGGAACUUGUUCCUAGUAGAACCUCUUACACUAGGGUUGGAGUCCAUUAACUUCCAUUUGGCUCACUAUACUAAUGGAGACUAUUUUUACCCAGAGGGACACAUGUAGGCUCAGACACAUGCAACAUUCCUUGUGACUGUGGGGACACUGAGGAAGAGUCACUGCAGGAUCUGCUGGAACAUGAACCUUUGAAUGUUAGGAGAGAGUGGAUAGAAAGAGUCAGAUGUAGAACUGAACCUGUCUGAGUGAAACACGUGAACACCAGCUGAUGAACACUAUGCCAAAUACCUGAAGACUAAUGAAGAGAAAGAAAGGGGAGAGAAAACCAAAUGAAUAAAAACAAAGUGAUUAUUCAGCCUAAAGGCCCAGAGCUCCUGCUCGCUAUCAAUGAGGAUUUCUUAGUUUCCUGCCUUUUACUCAUGUCUUUUUAUAUAGCAGUGUCCUGAUCACACCCCUGGUUGUAAAUAUCUAACUGUGUGUUCCUAAUAUUGGUGAAGAUGAGCUUUUAAAAUGUUAUUUUGUGUGCGUGUGUUACUUUUAGAUCAAAAUUAGUCAUUUUCCAAUGGUAACCACCUGUUUUUGCACAUAUAAUUCAUCCCAAACAAUUUUAUCAAUGCUGUUGUGUUCAUCUCAUUUUAUAUUGUACUUUGCUGUGGGAGGAUACAACACACAAUGAGCUUAAUGCUAAUAAACAGCCUCUCAUGACAUUUUAAAGUUUGGCUCGUUCGUGUCUUCUGGUACUGCAGUCAGUGCUACACUGCUGACAAGCUGUGGCUGAAGUUUCUUCUACAGUUGCUGUUAUGGAAGGUUUAUGUGAGAGCAGUAUGUCUGGCUGAAGCAAAAUGACUUUUAAUGACCAAGAGUGUUCCUACAAACUAUAAAGAUUGAUACAAAGUGACAAGGAAAAUGGAUGAAGCGUACAUGUCAACAUGUCUGCCUAAGCACAUAAGCAGUGCAGUAUAAACAGGAACUUGUCCACCCUGCUGCACAUUUUGUAUUCCAUUAUACUGUAUGUUCUGAUAAAGGUGUGGGGUUUUCGCGCUAAACUAACUGACCAUCCAAGCCAUGCUGGCAUGGUGGGAAUGGUUCUCCACAGCAAGAUAGGAAACGUUGUCUUGAUGACGUGUUGCAGGUGUGGGGGUUUAAUAUGACACUCGUAUUAACAGCUGCGUGAGUGUCUGAUUUGGACUGAAUCAAUAACGAGCCAAACUUUCCCAUGUCAUGUCUAUUUAAUGCUCAUAACUGAAUUCUGAUACCAAAGCUUCACAUACUCACCCAGAGCUGUGUGGCAGAGUGUUUUGAUCGGUGUGGGGGAAAUGUUUGGUGUGUGGAUUGUAAAUGCAAUAAAAUAAAGGUUGUCCCAAGUACAGAAAGGGCAACGGGAUAAA
Messenger RNA from Cottoperca gobio, 3269 nucleotides. It is a transcript of the gene reep3b, whose product is annotated as receptor accessory protein 3b. The record is from RefSeq and is a predicted model, not a curated record. Bases 360 to 1148 code for a protein of 262 amino acids. Gene Ontology annotation, molecular function: microtubule binding. Lineage: Eukaryota; Metazoa; Chordata; Actinopteri; Perciformes; Bovichtidae. Gene Ontology annotation, biological process: endoplasmic reticulum tubular network organization. Gene Ontology annotation, cellular component: endoplasmic reticulum membrane; endoplasmic reticulum tubular network; cytoplasmic microtubule. The transcript is spliced from 8 exons.